AUGUUCAGAGCUGGCCCCAAGGUCACCUUCUAUGAAGACAGGAACUUCCUAGGCCGUUAUUAUGAAUGUGACAGUGACUGCCCUGAUUUUCACACCUACCUGAACCGCUGUAACUCCAUCCGGGUGGAAGGGGGAACCUGGGUAGCUUACGAGAGGCCCAACUUUGCUGGGAACAUGUACGUUCUGACCCACGGGGAAUAUCCUGACUACCACUACUGGAUGGGCCUUAACGAUCGUCUGGGCUCAUGCAAAACCAUCCAGAUACCAGGUGGAGGCCGGGGCCACAUUCAGGUCUUCGAGAAGGGUGACUUCGGCGGGCAGAUGUUCGAAGCCACUGAGGACUGCCCCUCGGUCAUGGAGGAGUGGCGCCUGCGUGAGAUCCACGCCUGCAGGGUGCUCGAGGGUGUCUGGGUCUUUUACGAGCACCCCAACUACCGGGGCCGCCAGUACCUGCUGCCCAAGGGCGAGUACCGCAAGCCGGUUGACUGGGGUGCCGGCACUGCUGCCAUCCAGUCCUUCCGCAACAUUGCCGAGUGA
Messenger RNA from Nothoprocta perdicaria, 537 nucleotides. It is a transcript of the gene CRYGS, whose product is annotated as crystallin gamma S. Gene Ontology annotation, molecular function: structural constituent of eye lens. NCBI's taxonomy places the organism in Eukaryota, Metazoa, Chordata, Aves, Tinamiformes, Tinamidae. Gene Ontology annotation, biological process: lens development in camera-type eye; visual perception. The transcript has 3 exons. The record is from RefSeq and is a predicted model, not a curated record. The coding region runs from base 1 to 537 and encodes 178 amino acids.